Molecule: messenger RNA, 603 nt
Organism: Salvia hispanica
Lineage: Eukaryota; Viridiplantae; Streptophyta; Magnoliopsida; Lamiales; Lamiaceae
Source: RefSeq, a predicted model, not a curated record
GUGAGAGAAAGAGCAAGAGAAGCCGGUUUUUAAUUGUGAUUUAAUUUAAAACACCUUACAACCUCUAAUUUACCUCUCAUGGCUCUCUUUGACAUUGAUCAUCCAUGGGUCUUCACAUUCGGCAUCUUAGGCAAUGUUGUUUCAAUUUUGCUUUUCUUGACUACAGUGCCAACAUUCAGGAAAAUUUACGAGGCGAAAUCAACGAUGGGAUUCGAUUCACUAACUUAUGCAACGGCCCUCAUGUCGUCGAUGUUGUGGCUCUAUUAUGAAAAGCUAACACGAGACUCUGUGCUUAUCAUCACCAUCAAUCUUUUUGGAUCCAUUGUUGAGACUGCCCACCUCAUAGUCUUCUUCAUCUAUGCUUCCAAGAAAGCUAGGGCUCACGCCGGCAAGAUUCUGGGGCCGAUGAAUGUGGGGCUCCUUUUCUUGAUAUUCGCGGUCACAUUCUUCUUGUUCAAGGGCGAAACUCGAGCCCGUGCGAUGCACGGGUCAUUUUAAUUUCUUCAUAUUUAUUUUAUUAUGCGAAAUAAAAUUUGUGAAAUGAUAAACAAAAGAAUAUUCGACAUCCUCCUACUUUGGAUUAUACUUUUCCAAUCACAUUAA